Messenger RNA from Dioszegia hungarica, 1488 nucleotides. Its product is annotated as major facilitator superfamily domain-containing protein. The transcript has 19 exons. The record is from RefSeq and is a predicted model, not a curated record. Gene Ontology annotation, molecular function: transmembrane transporter activity. Lineage: Eukaryota; Fungi; Basidiomycota; Tremellomycetes; Tremellales; Bulleribasidiaceae. Gene Ontology annotation, cellular component: membrane. Gene Ontology annotation, biological process: transmembrane transport. The coding region runs from base 1 to 1488 and encodes 495 amino acids.
AUGAGUGAGCAUGAGCGGGCGGCGCUGGCGGAAGUAGGAGCGAGCUCGGAAUUUGCGCCUGGAACGCCUGAGAGGAUGAGGAUUGAGAAGCGGCUCAAGCGGAAGCUGGAUGCUAGGUUCAGUAUUCUGGUGAGUCUCACUGUCGCCCUGAACUACAUUGACCGAAACAAUGCUGCUGCAGCCAGGCUGCAAGGCUUCGAGCAAGACCUCGGCUUGACAGGGCAGGAGUUCCCCACACUUCUGUCGAUCCUCUAUGUCGGGUAUAUCCUGUUCCAGAUAAGUUAUAACUACAUCGGCCGUCCGUCCCUGUACAUUCCGGCUGCCAUGCUCCUUUGGGGAAUGAUCUCCGUGCUCACUGGCGUCACCCAAAACUUCGCCGGCGCCCUCCUCACUCGACUGUUCUUGGGAAUGGUCGAAGCCGCGUUCUUGCCGGGCGCGCUGUUCAUCCUGAGCAAGUGGUAUAAGCGUGAUGAGAUCUCGCUGCGAUACACGCUGCUUUACUGUGGAAACCUGAUCUCAAAUGCUUUCGGCUCGCUCGUUGCUGCGGGUAUCCUGGCCAAUCUGCAGGGUGCACUAGGGCAUGCGGCUUGGCGGUGGCUCUUCUACAUCGAAGGCGGUAUCACCAUGCUCGUUGCUGUUAUUGCGAUACCCAUCCUCCCGGACUUUCCCCAGACCACGAAGUGGGGAUUCACCAAGCAAGAGCUGCAGGUCGCUCAGCUGCGGAUGCUGGAAGACACUGGGGAGGUGGACCAGGACUCAUCAGAGGACAAGUGGUAUACCGGGUUUGUCUUGGCUGUCACCGACUACAAGGUGUACCUUCUCACUAUCGCCUUGACGGCUUGCAUCGUUGGUCUAUCGUUCAACAUCUACUUCCCUACCCUCACCAAGACUCUUGGCUACGCCACCACUCCUACUCUGCUUCUGUCUGCGCCGCCAUGGGUGUUCUCCUGCAUUGUCUCGCUGAUCAACUCCUGGCACUCGGACCGAACGCAGGAGAAGUUUUGGCACGCUACCUGGCCGCUCGUGGUCGGUAUCGUCGGCUUCGUUGUCUCUAUGGCUACAAGUCCCACUAACGUUGCCGGGCGAUACGUGGCACUUUUCCUCCAAGCGCAGUCCUACGCCGCCUACAUCAUCAUGUAUUCGUGGAUGGCGAGCAGCUUCCCGAGGCCUCCCGCGAAGCGUGCGGUCGCUUUGGCGUUGAUGAAUGCUCUUUCGCAAGUCGGGAACAUCAUCGGUAGUUACUGCUGGCCAACGAACUUCGGUCCUAGCUACACCUACUCUUACGCCAUCAUGACUGCGUGCUUUGGCUUGACCAUCAUCUUGAACUUCUGGUUCAGGUGCAUCCUGGUAGCGGCAAACAAGCGACUCGCGGAGGGAGAACGCGCUUUCGACGAGCACGACGACACUAUCACUCGCGCUGCGGCGCUCGAGGGGACUACAGCGAAGGAUGCUGCUCAUAUGGCGAAGGGCUUCAGAUUCUUGGUGUAG